Dufourea novaeangliae is the source of this 2520-nucleotide messenger RNA. RefSeq names its product polyribonucleotide nucleotidyltransferase 1, mitochondrial (gene PNPase). Gene Ontology annotation, biological process: mitochondrial mRNA catabolic process; mitochondrial RNA 3'-end processing. The record is from RefSeq and is a predicted model, not a curated record. Lineage: Eukaryota; Metazoa; Arthropoda; Insecta; Hymenoptera; Halictidae. Gene Ontology annotation, molecular function: RNA binding; 3'-5'-RNA exonuclease activity; polyribonucleotide nucleotidyltransferase activity. Gene Ontology annotation, cellular component: cytosol; mitochondrion.
AUGUUAUACUCAAAUUUUUGUUCAAUGUGAAGAUGGUGUUAUUUAAACGUUGUGGGUUGUUAAAUAAUAGAAACUUAAUUCUUCUACGGUUAAGAAAUCACAGCAGAAAUGGGACGAAUUUGCAUAUUAAACUUAAAUCAACUCAAUCUACAGAGGAAAUCGCAGAAAUACAAUUGUCUGAUAGAAAAAAGAUGAUAUUAACGGCCGGAAAAUAUGCACGAUUCGCGAGUGGAAGUAUUAUUGCAAAAUUUGGCAAUACAUCAGUUAUGACCACAGCAGUUAAAAAAGAUGUACCAACGGACAGCAAUGUACUUCCUUUAAUUGUAGACUAUCGGCAGAAAGCUGCUGCAACUGGCCGCAUACCAACAAAUUAUUUUCGUAAAGAACUGGGUUAUACAGAUCAUGAAAUUCUUACAAGCAGGUUGAUAGACAGAUCUAUUCGUCCUAUGUUUGAUGAAGGAUAUUGUUAUGAAACACAAAUAGUAUGUAAUUUGUUGGCUGCUGAUGGAGUUAAUGAUCCUGAUGUGUUGUCUAUUAAUGCUACAUCAGCAGUUUUAAGUAUCUCAGAUAUCCCAUGGAAUGGACCAGUAGCAGCUGUGAGAAUUGCAAUGAUUGAUAAUGAAUAUGUAAUUAAUCCUUCAAGACGGGAACUUCAAUACAGUAUAUUAAAUCUUAUUGUAACAUGUACAUCUAAAAAUCUCAUUGUUAUGAUUGAAGGAUCAGCCAAUGAUAUUUUAGAGCAAGAUCUUCGAAAAGCGGUACGUUUAGCUGCCAAAGAUUGUCAGUCAAUCAUAAAUUCUAUAAUGGAUUUACAAAAACGUAUUGGUAAAUCUAAAGCAGAGAUCCCUAAGAAAGCAGAAUCGACUCGUUGUAUAGCAGACCUUGUAAGAGAAUUUUCAGAACAAGAAAUAUGUAGUAUUUUUACAUGUUAUAAUCAUGACAAAAUUUCACGAGACAAUGCUAUUAGCGAUCUGCGAACCAGGAUGUUAGAUAAGAUAGUGGCAGAUAAUCCAGAUGCUACCGCAGAUGCACAAAAAUCUUUCGCUAGACUCGUUAAAGACACUUUCAGAUCUUUAAUAUUUAAAACCAAUAAAAGGUAGUGUAUUGUUAAUAAAGGAAUAUUAGAAUCUCAUCAUGGUUCCGCUUUCUUUCAGAGAGGACAAACUCAAGUUUUGUGCACAGUAACUCUGGAUUCUAUAGAAAGUUCCAUUAAGAUGGAUACUGUUUCAAUGAUAGCUAGUGGACUAAAAGACAAGAACUUUUUUCUACAUUACGAGUUCCCACCAUAUGCAACUAAUGAGAUAGGUAGAGUUAAUACAAGUGGUCGUAGAGAAGUAGGGCAUGGAGCAUUGGCAGAGAAAGGACUUAGAGCAGUUAUACCAAAAAAUUAUCCCUUUGCCAUAAGGCUUACAAGCCAAGUAUUAGAAUCAAAUGGUUCUUCGUCAAUGGCUUCUGUAUGCGGUGGUAGUAUGGCAUUACUAGAUGCGGGCGUGCCAAUAUCAUCUCCAGCUGCCGGCAUAGCCAUUGGAUUAGUGUGUAAAUUCAGUGACAAUGAUUCCAAACAAAUACAAGAUUAUAAGAUAUUAACGGAUAUACUAGGUAUAGAGGACUAUAUGGGAGACAUGGACUUCAAAAUUGCCGGUACGAAGAAAGGAUUUACCGCUUUACAACUUGACGUUAAAAUACCUGGCAUCCCUUUGAAGGUGGUAAUGGAGGGUAUUAACAGUGCAACCCAGGCAAAGAAUAAAAUUAUUGGCAUCAUGAACGGUGUAAUAUCACACCCAAGACAGAACAAGGAUCAUAAUAAACCAGUAGUAGAAAAUAUUGAAGUUCCUAUAUAUAAGAGGACGAAGUUCCUUGGAUUAGGAGGAUCAAACUUGAAGAAGAUUUUCAUCCAAACUGGUGUUCAUAUACAUUCACAAGAUGACAAUAUGUAUUCUAUAUUCGCGCCUAAUCAGGACGCAAUGAACGAAGCCAAAGAAAUCAUAGAUCAGCUUUUAACGAAAGAAGCUGAACCGACGUUAACGUUUGGCGACAUCUAUACAGCGAAAGUAGUUGAAAUUCGUGACUUCGGAGUCAUGAUCUCGUUACAUCCUAGCCUGUCACCGACAUUAUUACCGAACUCGCAGUUAGACCGACGCAAGAUCCAUCACCCUAGCGCGCUCGGCUUGGAAAUCGGGCAGGAGAUACAAGUGAAAUAUUUCGGACGAGAUCCAGUGAAUGGACAAAUUAGAGUGUCGCGUAAAGUGUUACAGGAACCAAUGACCCAAGUAGAAGAUUACAUUUCAACGACACAAAAAGCGUAGCGAACCUCCUUUUUAAUUUCAUCGAAAUUUGAAUCACACAAGUCUGUUUAUUUCUCCAGCAAUCGACCUACUGUUUUUCGGUAACAGUUCGAUAACAGUUCAAUUUAGGUAGCAAGAAAACUACUGACGAAAAACAAUUUCCAUCCACGACUGAACACAUGUAAUAGCUCACAUGGAUACGUCCGUUAUUAAAUGCUCCCGUACUUUUCUAUUA